AUGAAGCGCCGCUGCUGCUGGACGCUCACCUGGACGGCCCUCGCCGCGCUGACCGUAGCCUGGCUUUUUGUCGUGGCGCACCAUGUCCAGAAUGCGCCAGUACAGGAGACACCAAUGGUCGAGGGCCCCGCGGCGUGCGCGUGCGGCCUCUGCGUCGCGCCGCGGCUGCGCCUCGCAACGAAAUUGCGGGUCCACAUCUUCACGAACGGCCGCGAGAAGGCGGAGACGAGCUGGCGCUUCCGCCAUUUGUUAGAUCAGGGCCUCGCGGCGCACCCGCGCGUAGAAAUCGUCGGCCGCGAGGCGGACGCCGACGUCGUCCUCUGGCUGCCGCAGUGGACGAACCGCAUACCCAUGAUACAGGAGCCCCGCCGGCGCCUCAUUAUCUUGGACGAGCACGACGACCGGGCGCGCCGCGACGGCGGCUACGGAAGCGACGCGUACCUCGCGUACUACAAGCGCAGCUUCGUGCGCAAGACCGACGGCGCCUUCGAGGGCCUCUUCGAGGCGCCGCUCGGCGCGCGGACCUACGCCCUCCCCUAUUCAAUAUCGGACGCGUACCUCUCGUCGGAUGCUUCCGGCGGGCGGCCGCUGGAUAUUGUUUGUACGCUGCGCGUGGGCCAGGGCGUCUACCCCGCGCGCGCGCGGGUCCUGGCCUGGGCGCGGGCCUACGCCGCGGCGCGGAAUUUGAGCGGGUAUUUUGGGGAAGUGACGACGUCGACACGGACGGCGCUGAGCCCCCACUAUCUGAGGCUCAUGCGCGCCGCGCGGAUUGUGGUGACGUGCAACCCCGGCGACUGGGAGGGCGACUUCCGGACGUGGGAAGCCCUCGCGAGCGGCGCGGCCGUCGUCCGGGACCGGCUCUACGCGCCGACGCCGCACGGCGGCUUUGGACUGGUCUACGACGCGCGGUCGCGGUCCUCCUUCGACGCCGCGAUGGACCGGGCGCACGCGAACGCCGGCGCCCUCGGGCGGCGCGCCCUGGCGGACGCGCUCGCGCACCACCGCGCGGUGUCGCGCGUCGACUGGCUCCUCGCGUCGGCGACGUCCGCCGCGGCCGGCGCGACGGACGACGCGCGGGCCCUGGCGCCGCCGCCGCGGCCCGCGGGCCUCCCGCGACCGCCGCCCGUCUCGCCGGAAGUCCUUGCGGACCUCCGGCAGCCAUUAUUCGUCCGGCCCGACGGCCGCGCGUUCCGCGGGGCGGCGGCGCGGAGGGAGGCGGGGGCGUUUGUUGGUGAGUUGUAA
Messenger RNA from Pelagomonas calceolata, 1242 nucleotides. The record is from the annotation of a GenBank genome assembly. NCBI's taxonomy places the organism in Eukaryota, Pelagophyceae, Pelagomonadales, Pelagomonadaceae.